Molecule: messenger RNA, 4338 nt
Organism: Colius striatus (speckled mousebird)
Lineage: Eukaryota; Metazoa; Chordata; Aves; Coliiformes; Coliidae
Gene: POMGNT1
Product: protein O-linked mannose N-acetylglucosaminyltransferase 1 (beta 1,2-)
Exons: 22
Coding region: 241-2214 (657 amino acids)
Biological process (GO): protein O-linked glycosylation via N-acetylgalactosamine
Cellular component (GO): Golgi membrane
Molecular function (GO): beta-1,3-galactosyl-O-glycosyl-glycoprotein beta-1,3-N-acetylglucosaminyltransferase activity
Source: RefSeq, a predicted model, not a curated record
AGCCCCAGCACGAAGCGAACGGCGGGAAAGCUCCCGGCGAUGCAUGUGCCUUGUCCCUCCGGUGACACCCGUGGGGGAGACGACCCGCCACCGUGUCCUUGGCGAAGGUCCUCCCUGCCCUGAUCCCCGGCACAUCCCGGUUCCCCGCACCGAGUCAGCGCCUGAGGGGGAACCCCGAUGGACUCAAGAGCGGAGCAGCACGCGUCCUGACCCCCUCCCCAGGCAGCUGCCCCCGUGACUAUGGACGAGUGGAACCCCAACCCUGCCACCAAGCCCCACAAGAAGCGGAGCUGGUACCUUGCCUGGAAGUACAAGCUGAUGAACCAGCGUGCGCUGCGGAAGCUGUGCCAGACAGGUGCUGUCCUCUUCCUGCUUGUGACUGUAAUUGUGAACAUCAAGCUGAUCUUGGACACCAGGAGAGCUGCUUAUGAGGAAGAAGAGGAGUCUGCACAGGACUAUGAUGAUGAGGUGCUGAAUGUGGAGGUCCCUAGGCACCCUGUCAGCAACAAGAAAGUCUUGGAUGUCGAGGUGUACUCCAGCCGGUCGAAGGUCUACGUGGCUGUGGAUGGGACAACGGUCCUGGAAGAUGAGGCUCGGGAGCAGGGAAGAGGGAUCCACGUCAUCGUCUUAAAUCAGGCGACGGGUCAUGUGAUGGCCAAGAGAGUCUUUGACACCUAUUCUCCCCAUGAAGAUGAAGCCAUGGUGCUUUUCCUCAACAUGAUUGCCCGGGGCCGGAUCCUGAUCUUCACCAUUAAGGAUGAAGGCUCCUUUCAUCUCAAGGACACAGCCAAGAAUGUCCUGAAGAGCCUUGGGAGCCAAGUUGCACCAUUCCUGAGCUGGAGAGACAUGUGGACAUUUGUGGGGAAGAAGGGAGGGGAAGUGUAUGGGGAGAAGCAUGCCAAGUCUCCUGCCCUCUCAACGUGGGGUGACCCUGUACUCCUGAAGACAGAAGUUCACCUGACAUCUGUGGAAGAUGCCGAGUGCCACUGGCCCGACACAGAGCUGAACCGCCGCCGCAAGAGGUUCUGCAGCAAAGUAGAAGGUUAUGGCAGUGUCUGCAGCUGCAAAGACCCCACACCCAUCGAGUUCAACCCUGAUCCCCUCAAAGACAAUAAAGUCUUUGAUGUGCCCGUGGCUGUUAUUGCAGGGAACCGCCCUAACUACCUGUACAGGAUGCUGCGCUCUUUGCUGUCGGCUCAAGGCGUCAACCCGCAGAUGAUCACGGUCUUUAUCGAUGGUUACUACGAGGAGCCGAUGGAUGUGGUGGAGCUGUUUGGCCUCUCAGGAAUCCAGCACACUCCCAUCAGCAUUAAAAAUGCCAGAGUUUCCCAGCACUACAAAGCCAGUUUGACUGCAACCUUCAACCUGUUCCCGGAUGCUAAAUUUGCUGUGGUUCUGGAGGAAGACCUUGACAUUUCUGUUGACUUCUUCAGCUUCCUGAGCCAGUCAAUACACCUUCUGGAGGAGGAUGAGAGCCUGUACUGCAUCUCGGCUUGGAACGACCAGGGCUAUGAGCACACAGCUGAGGACCCCUCACUCCUGUACCGUGUGGAGACCAUGCCAGGCCUGGGCUGGGUGCUGCGGAAGAGCCUCUACAAGGAUGAGCUGGAGCCAAAGUGGCCAACCCCUGAGAAGCUGUGGGACUGGGACAUGUGGAUGCGGAUGCCGGAGCAGCGCAAGGGCCGGGAGUGCAUCAUCCCCGACAUCUCGCGCUCCUACCACUUCGGCAUCGUGGGGCUCAACAUGAACGGCUACUUCCACGAAGCCUAUUUCAAGAAGCACAAGUUCAACACUGUUCCGAAUGUCCAGCUUAAAAAUGUGGAGAGCUUGAGGAAGGAUGCAUACGAGACUGAAAUCCAUCGGCUCCUGGGUGAGGCUGAGGUCUUGGACCACAGCAAGAACCCCUGUGAGGACUCCUUCGUGCCUGACACUGAGGGCAAGGUCUACGUCAUGUUCAUCAAGAUGGAGCAGGAAGCAGAUUUCACCACCUGGACUCAACUUGCCAAGUGCCUCCACAUCUGGGACCUGGAUGUCCGUGGGAACCACAAGGGCCUGUGGCGACUGUUCCGCAAGAAGAACCACUUCCUGGUGGUGGGGGUCCCUGCCUCCCCCUACUCGUCCAAGAAGCCCUCCUCGGUGACACCCAUCUUCAUGGAGCCCCCCGCCAAGGAGGAGGGGGCGGCAGUGCCGGCGGCUGCGGCAGAGCAGACGUGAGCUGGGCAGCCGAGAAGCACAGGGGACCGGGGAGGGGACCGAGCCCCCCGCGCUGCGGAGACCGCGGGCAGCAGCUCCGGCCCUGGCCACGGCCGCGGCUUCCCCUGGCAGGCUGCAAAACGAGAGCUCGGGCUCCCUCCAGCCCCCUCUUGUGGUGUUCCUCGCCCGGGCCAGGGUCGCUCCCUGCACACGUGCCACCCUCACCGCAGGAACUGCUGGGUUUUUUAACACAGACUCUUUACUAACGCUGCUCCUUUUGCCCCCUGGCUGGGCAGGGCUAGAAGAAGGAGAUGCCCAACGCGGGGCUGGAGGGGUCUUUGAGAAACACCUCUGCUCCCCUUUUUGUCCCCCGAGUCCUGAGAAGGCAGUGUGCUGGGAUGCAAGUGCUGCAGCCUGCCAGCUGGGUGCUAUUUAUUAACUCUUGCCUGGCUGGCUUCAUAUUCACCACACAGUGGUGAGGAAGGAGAUCUUCUACCAUCUCUUCCAUCUCCUGCACCACGGAUCCCCCGGGAGGAGGCUGUGCUGGGUUGGACAUCUCCCACGCUGGCUCCCUGCUUGGGCUGCAACCAUGGAGCAGCUGCCUCCUACGUCAAGGGGAUGCUGGAGGAGCUGCUGUGGACACACUGGGGACACACUGUACCCAGCACCAGGGUGGGCCUGGGCCCCUUCCUCUGCAGUUCUGGGGAUGACUGUAGCUGGAAGGGAAAUGGGCUGUGUGCUGCAGCUCGGCCUGUCCUCACCCCUCCUUGUCUGUGGGGAACAGCCCUGUCCUCCAAGUCCUGGGAGAGGGGGUGAAAGUGCCUUGCAGAGCGAGCUGGGAGCAGGGGCAGGAUGGACUGGGCUCCUCUGGAACAAGAGGUGCUGUGCCCUGGUGUGGCCCUUGCCUGUGCUACUGUACCUUGUCUCUCCCUCUACCCGGGCUGGCUACCCCCAGCUUCUGCUGAAGGCAGAGGGGGUUUUGUUUUCCUCCAUCCUCACCCUGGUACACAUCUAGCAGGGAAGCUGUGAGCUGACCGACAAGGGGCAGUGUGGCUCUCCUGGUACAGUCCUCAUCCUUGUCCUCCCUCCCAUGCCUUAGGAAAGACCCCAGGGCCACCUCCUGCCCUCAGCCCCUUGGUACUAAUGUUUCCCCUGUUCUAGGGGCAGCCCUGGUCCCCUCUCUCAGUAUUCCCCUCUCCUCCAUGCAGCAGGAGCUCUAUUCUCUGCCCAGGUACCCGAGCCUCAGGCAGGGAGUCCAUGCUUUGCCUUGCCCUUGGGGUGGAGGAUUUGCUGCUCAGCCCUUUCUCUGUGGUUACAGGGGCUCUUCCCCUUCAUUUUCUCACUGUGAACUGAGCAUGGGGGUCUACACUACACUAACUUAUUUAUUUAUUGCUUGUGGGAAGGGAAGGGUAGCAGGAAGGCAGGAGGAGAGCUGGCAGCCCCCAGCCUGCAUGGGGGGGAGCCACUCAGGGGAGGUUUGUCUCAUCCCCGCUGACUCCCUCCUCUCUUCUCCCCCUUCCUUCCUUAUCUAGCAUAGGAAUGAACGGUUGUGAAUCUAGGAAAUCUGCUUCUCCUUGGCCAAAAUGAGCCCUGUAUGGACACAUCUCUAGCCUCAGCCUCUGGGCCAUGCCAACAUACCAGUCCCAGCAGCGGGGGCUGGAUGCAGGAGAGGAAUAAGAGGGUACAGCAUGACUUAGCCCUUGAGACUGCAGUGGCAGGUCAGGGUUGAACACAAACAUCCUCUUCCUCCACAGUGCUGCCCUUUCCCUGCUCCUUUUAACGUGAGGGGAAAAAGAUUGGCUUCUAGGGAAAGCAGCUCACUCCCCUUCCCCUGCUUUGGAAAAAGCCACCCCUCCCCUCUGUGCUGCCCAUUCCUUGGCAUCUCUGGUCCCAAGGCCCUGUUUCCCUUCUCUGAAACUAAAGGUCCUCCUUUCAGAAUCACAGAAUGAUGGGGGCUGGAAGGGACCUCCAGAGCUCACCCAGUCCACUCUCCUCCUAAAGCAGGUUCCCCUCCCAUCAGGUCACACAGGAACGUGUCCAGGUGGGUUUGGAAACCUCCAGAGCAGGAGCCUCCACACCCUCCCUGGGCAGCCUGGGCCAGGGCUCCCUCACCCCAACAGCAAACAAGUUUCUCCUCAUGUUCAA